Molecule: messenger RNA, 402 nt
Organism: Pieris macdunnoughi
Lineage: Eukaryota; Metazoa; Arthropoda; Insecta; Lepidoptera; Pieridae
Source: the annotation of a GenBank genome assembly
AUGGGUAACUUACCCCCUCCUCGAGUCACUCUUACCUAUCCCUUCCUCGCGACAGGCGUAGACUUUGGCGGGCCCUUCUCAAUCGUAGACCGCAAGGGCAGAGGAUGUAAGAUAUCCAAAUGUUGGCUUAGUCUUUUUGUGUGUUUAAGCACUAAGGCAUUAACUUUGGAGGUGGUUAGUAGUCUGAGUACUGAAGCAUUUUUAAUGUGUUUGCGUAGAUUUAUAUCACGUCGUGGCAAGCCUCAUGAUAUUUAUUGUGACAAUGGCACCAACUUUGUGGGUGCAAAUAAUGAGCUAGGCAGAAUGUUGCAGGCAAGCCAAAGUUCUGUAAGUGCGGCUGCCCACGACGAGGGCAUUAAAUUUCAUUUUUCGCCCGCUUAUUCCCCUCACUGGAGGGGCUGA